This is a messenger RNA of Colletotrichum navitas, 558 nucleotides long. RefSeq lists its product as uncharacterized. The coding region runs from base 139 to 486 and encodes 115 amino acids. The record is from RefSeq and is a predicted model, not a curated record. The transcript has a single exon. Lineage: Eukaryota; Fungi; Ascomycota; Sordariomycetes; Glomerellales; Glomerellaceae.
AAUCAACCGAGGUCGCCACGGUGCCCCAUCGGUCCUCCAUAGGAUCAUCCUAACGCUAGCCUAUCUGCGGCCUAUAGGAAGGGAAGUGGAGGGUGGGAACUUUUGGCCAGAGCUCGUCACGAGCACGCGUAAUCCAGAAUGGUUGGACUAGAUGGAAAAGAGCAGGUCGAAGGGGCCCGGCGACUCAGGCAACUUCGCGACUCUCCAAUCAGUGGAAGCGAGAGCUUGGAUAGAAUCAGCAUUAAAGACCAGAUAAAGGAGAAAGCUGAUGACGAUGAGGGGUCCCGCGAUGGGGAGGAACCGCGGCACAUGAUUCCGCCAACCAAUCAAGAGUGUCAUAGAGCCGUUCAUCGCGAUGGUCCCGGGGCCGGGCCUCUAACAAAGGUGCCCGGGGGUCGUCGAGUCAAGAGUCGGCGAGUGGGUUGGAAGUCACCUACCUACUCGGGAUAUGGCUCCGGGACAGUGCCAGGUCGUACCGCCGCCUAAAUCAAACACUUCAUUGGGGCUUCGAGAUAUAGACCGGGACGACCCAUGUCCAAAGGUCUAGGUCAUCAAUGA